AUGGUUGGUGGUGCUGAAACCUCGUAGCUCAUGGUUGUAGCUGCAGCAGUUGAUGAAUACUUUACCAGCUCGGUUGUGGAACCGGUGUAUAACCGGUAGUACUGCAAGCUUGCUGAAAGCAUAUCAGCAGAACUGGAUAGUGUUUUGUUAAGCAGUAAACCCGAAAAGGGAUGGGAUCCGGCACAGAGGGUACCCCGGUGGCAGCCGGGGUUCCCAGUACACAGUUCACAUGGGAAGAGGUUCAGCGGCACUGUGGCCGGGAAGAUAAGUGGAUUGUGAUCGGUAGGAAAGUGUACGACAUCAGCCAGUUUUGUAAACGGCACCCCGGGGGUAUGCGGGUAAUUGGCCACUAUGCAGGUCAGGACGCUACGGACCCUUUUAAUGCAUUUCACAUUGAUAAGAAAUUGGUGCAAAAGUAUAUGACUACACUGCUGAUUGGAGAGUUGGCAGCAGACCAGCCGUGCUUUGAACCUGAUAAAAAUAAAUCUGCAGUUGAAGAUUUCCGUGAGUUGCGUGCAGUAGUUGAGCAUAUGGGCCUUAUGAAGCCAAAUCGAGUGUUUUUCUUUGGGAUGCUGUUUCACAUUCUCUUAGUGGAUGUGGCUGCCUGGUUGAUCAUGUGGUAUUUUGGCACAUCCCUUUUACCAUUCCUGACUACAACAGUUCUGUUGUGCACAGUUCAGGCUCAGGCUGGCUGGCUACAGCAUGAUUUUGGACAUCUUUCAGUCUUCAGCAAAUCAAAAUGGAACCACCUAGCACACAAAUUUGUGAUUGGAUUUUUGAAGGGAGCUCCAGCUUGCUGGUGGAACCAUCUACAUUUCCAGCACCAUGCAAAACCGAACUGCUACCGGAAGGAUCCUGAUAUCAGCAUGCACCCUUUGUUAUUUGCUCUGGGAAAGACACUCUCUGUUGAGUUGGGAGAGCAGAAGAAAAAAUAUAUGCCAUACAACCACCAGCACAAGUAUUUCUUUUUACUUGGGCCACCAGCCUUACUCCCUCUAUAUUUCCAGUGGUAUAUUUUCUACUUCACAGUCAAGCGUAAACAGUGGGUGGACUUGGCAUGGAUGAUCACCUACUACAUUCGAAUAGCCUUCACUUAUAUUCCCUUUCUAGGAGUUAAAUGGUUCCUUAUAAUGUUUUUCCUAAUAAGGUUUUUGGAAAGUAACUGGUUUGUAUGGGUUACACAGAUGAAUCAUAUUCCUAUGGAGAUUGACCGUGAUAAGAACAAGGACUGGCUAACAAUGCAGCUUGCUGCCACGUGUAAUGUUGACCAGUCCCUCUUUAAUGAUUGGUUCACUGGACAUUUGAACUUUCAGAUAGAACAUCAUCUGUUCCCAACGAUGCCAAGGCACAACUAUGAGAAAGCUGCUCCAUUAGUGAAAUCUUUGUGUGCCAAACAUGGUGUACAGUACUUGAGCAAACCGCUGCUAACUGCUUUUGCAGACAUUGUGUACUCUCUUAGAGAGUCAGGUGAGCUUUGGUUAGAUGCCUAUCUUCACAAGUGACAAGCCCUAUACUGAAAAUUUCCAGAAUGUUACGUCGGCCUUAAUCUGCAAGACUUCACUCUGCUUCACUGGCCUUAUACUUCCAGUUUUCUUUCCAAGAGGGUGUGAAACACAGAAAUCUGCUUUAAAAAGAGACUCCAUUUUCCUGGAAUAGGUCCCAGAAUACUAGUCCAUUGUUUAUAAUAGCAGAGCAAGAUGGGGACCAGCUGUUUUAUAUGAAUAAAAAAUGAUUUGAAUGUUAGUAAAAUCUUUAUAAUGAACUGUGAUUUUAGGUUAGAUUUUUUUGGAAGCAAGGAGGCACUGCUAAUAUCCUCUCUUCUAAUGCUCAUCUUAUGCCGUAAGUCAUCCUCUGUUGUGAUUUAUUGACUUAUUUAAUUACUGGAACAGUAUUUUUGUAAGCAGUUUUAAUACAAGAUCAAAGAUUUACAUGUCUAACUUUAAGUUGCAUCUACCCAACAGAAGGUACGUCAUCAGUAGGAGUAACCAUUUACACAAGGUGCAGUGACAAAAGUCAUAUAUAUAUAUAUAUAUAUAUAUAUAUAUAUAUAUAUAUAUAUAUAUAUAUAUAUAUAUAUCAUUGUCGAGUUAUUAAUAAGUCAAGUAAUGCCUUACUAGUAAGCAUUUUUGAAAACCAUUUUCACAGGCAUUUUUUGUACUUAGUCAUGUUCUAUUGAUUUCUUUAUAGAAAUAAUAUAUAUGUUUAUGUUUUA
Molecule: messenger RNA, 2212 nt
Organism: Protopterus annectens (West African lungfish)
Lineage: Eukaryota; Metazoa; Chordata; Ceratodontiformes; Protopteridae
Gene: FADS1
Product: fatty acid desaturase 1
Exons: 12
Coding region: 171-1502 (443 amino acids)
Biological process (GO): lipid metabolic process
Cellular component (GO): membrane
Molecular function (GO): oxidoreductase activity, acting on paired donors, with oxidation of a pair of donors resulting in the reduction of molecular oxygen to two molecules of water
Source: RefSeq, a predicted model, not a curated record